CAGUUUUUGUAACAAACCAGCGAAAUGGUCGUUCGCUGGAUAACCUUCAUAUUGGGGGCAGCUCUUUUACAGAGCUUAUCCGCAUUAAGCCCCAUUCCUGUACCCGAAGAUGAGUGGACCGAAUUCUGGAGAAUGUUGCGUGAUCCAUCCUACCGCCUGCCUACCACCACGCGACCAUCACGAUAUGAAAUUAACUUGACUCCUUAUUUCGAUAUCAUUACUGGUCCUAACAUUAGACCGUUUUCUUUUGAUGGCAUUGCAUCUAUAUAUAUAACAGCCACUGAGGCUAACGUCAGAGAAAUUGUAAUGCAUUGUAAUGAUCUCACAAUCCAAAGUGUGACUGUCACUUUAAACGGUGUUCAGAUAGGUCUAACUAGUAAUACAUUUGCAUGCGAGAUGCCGAGAAGCUUCUUAAGAAUAGGUACAAACGAAGCAUUGCAAAUGGGUCAGGAAUACAUUGUUAGGGUUACGUACACGGGUAAUCUCCAAACGAAUAUGCGAGGUUUCUAUAGAAGUUGGUACAGAGAUUCCACCGGGUUAAGGUGGAUGGGAACAACACAAUUCCAGCCCGGUCAUGCUCGCCAAGCAUUCCCUUGCUACGACGAGCCCUCAUUCAAAGCGCUGUUCGAUAUAACCAUCAAUAGAGAAAACAGUUUCAGUUUUAGCAUAUCCAACAUGCCGAUAAGAAGUACAGAAACCUUAAGCAAUGGAAGAAUAGCUGAAACUUUCUACACAACUCCACUGACUUCCACUUAUUUAGUUGCAUUCAUAGUGUCGCAUUACCAGAAAGUUUCAACAAAUAAUAAUUUACAACGCCCGUUCGAUAUAUACGCCAGAGAUAAUGCUAGAAGAACUGGUGAUUGGUCUCUUGAAAUUGGAGAGCUUCUUCUUGAAGCUAUGGAAAAUUAUACACAGAUUCCAUAUUAUACUAUGGCUUCAAACAUAAACAUGAAACAAGCUGCUAUCCCAGACUUUUCUGCUGGUGCUAUGGAAAAUUGGGGUCUCUUGACGUACAGGGAAGCCUUAAUUCUGUACGACCCACAGAACUCCAACCAUUUCUACAAACAACGUGUAGCCAAUAUAGUAGCCCACGAGAUCGCUCACAUGUGGUUUGGUAACCUCGUUACUUGCGCUUGGUGGGACAACUUAUGGUUAAACGAAGGAUUCGCCAGAUUUUAUCAAUAUUAUCUCACACAUUCGGUUGCACCCGAUUUGGGAUACGAUACUAGAUUCAUUGUAGAACAAGUCCAUUCCGCCAUGUUAUCGGAUUCCGUUGAUUCUGCCCAUGCACUCACAAACCCCGAUGUUAAUGAUCCCACUACAGUUAGCGCGCACUUUUCUGUUAUCACCUAUGCAAGAGGUGCUUCUAUCUUAAGAAUGACUCAACAUUUACUUGGCGAAGGUACCUUUGUUAAAGGACUACGUAAAUAUCUUGGCGCCAGAAAAUUCAAUGUAGCAGAACCACGUCAUUUGUUUGAAGCUUUGGAUGCAGCAGCAGCAGAAGACAAUGCGCUCUCGCAGUACAACGCUAUCACUAUUGAUAGAUACUUCAGAUCCUGGUCUGAAAAAGCCGGUCAUCCCGUGCUAACUGUGAGCAUUGAUCAAAGAACCGGUCAAAUGACUGUGACACAAUCUCGAUGGAACCGCGAUAAUGGAGUAUCACAAUUUCCUAGUCUUUGGGACGUACCUAUCACGUGGACCAGAGGUGCCGCUCCAGAAUUUAAUAACUUAAAACCUUCGCAAGUCUUGACAGCCCAGGUGUCUACAGUUCAAAGAGGCACGCAAGGACACGAGUGGGUUAUUUUCAACAAACAGCAAUCAGGUUUCUAUAGAGUGAACUAUGAUAACACUAACUGGGCUCUACUGACCAGAGCUUUGCGUAGUAACAACAGAACAUUGAUCCAUGAGUUGAAUCGUGCUCAGAUUGUCGAUGACCUAUUUGCCUUCGCUAGAGCUGGGGUCAUGCCUUACAAUAGAGCUUUUAAUAUUUUGUCGUUCUUGAAAAUGGAAGAUGGUUAUGCGCCAUGGAUUGCUGCUAUUACUGGUUUCAAUUUUGCAGCGAGUCGAUUAUCUUACAAUAGUACCCAUUUGCAAAGAUUGCAGAAAGAAAUAAUAAAUCUGAGUACCGCUGUCACAGCGCGUCUUGGUUAUUCGGAAGUUAAUAGUGACACGUAUAUGGAUGGUUUGCUUCGUAUGUACGUCAUGACAUUCCUAUGCAAUAUGGGUCACCCUGAAUGCACAGCAGCAGCUAAACAAAACUUUGCAAGCUGGAGAAGUAAUACAUUCUUACCAGCGAAUAUGCGUCCUUGGGUUUACUGCAGUGGUCUUAGACAAGGAACUGCAGCAGAUUUCGAUUAUUUCUGGAAUAGAUUCCUUAAUGAAGACCUCGCUAGUGAGAUUGUUGUUAUGAUACAAGCAGCUGGAUGUACGUCCGAUAGAAAUAGCUUAGAAAAAUUCUUGGACGCCUUAGUAUCGAACAACGAUAUUAUCAGACCACAAGAUUUUAGUACUGCUUGGAACUCGGCUGUGUCCGGCAAUGAAGAAAACACUCUAAUAUUAUUAAACUGGCUCCAAAGAAAUAUAAAUCUGGUUAUAACUAAUCUUGGAAGUGCUGCUACUCCCAUUAGCAAUAUCGCUAGUCGCUUACGCAACGACGAACAGAUUAACGAUUUCUUACUUUGGUUGGAACAAAAUCGUGAGAUUCUCGGCAAUGAUUAUAACGUCGGAAUAAAUGGAGUUACCACUACUAGGAACAACCUUGCGUGGUCAACUCGUCGUGUGACUGAAUUCCUGAAUUACUUUGACACUGGUUUCGUUGAAGAUGAACUUGACGAUAUCACGGAUGAAGACGGUGGAACUGAAGAUGGUGGUGAAGACGGUGAAGAUGGAGAAAAUGAGGAUGGCGCUCCAGACUCCGCUAACAUCGUUACGCUAAGCAUUGUAACUUUGGUUACAACAGUUGCUAUAAGCUUAAUGGCUUAA
Nymphalis io (European peacock) is the source of this 2982-nucleotide messenger RNA. RefSeq names its product membrane alanyl aminopeptidase-like (gene Apn1). Gene Ontology annotation, molecular function: metalloaminopeptidase activity; zinc ion binding; peptide binding. The transcript has 14 exons. The record is from RefSeq and is a predicted model, not a curated record. Bases 25 to 2982 code for a protein of 985 amino acids. Gene Ontology annotation, biological process: proteolysis; peptide catabolic process. Gene Ontology annotation, cellular component: cytoplasm. Lineage: Eukaryota; Metazoa; Arthropoda; Insecta; Lepidoptera; Nymphalidae.